Molecule: messenger RNA, 2649 nt
Organism: Ailuropoda melanoleuca (giant panda)
Lineage: Eukaryota; Metazoa; Chordata; Mammalia; Carnivora; Ursidae
Gene: HAO2
Product: hydroxyacid oxidase 2
Exons: 8
Coding region: 129-1190 (353 amino acids)
Biological process (GO): fatty acid alpha-oxidation
Cellular component (GO): peroxisomal matrix
Molecular function (GO): FMN binding; (S)-2-hydroxy-acid oxidase activity
Source: RefSeq, a predicted model, not a curated record
CUUCUAAACUCAUGGAGUUGUGGGUAAUGACAUAUGUUUUCUACCACGUCCUGCAGUGAGCCAGGUUUUCAACAGCCCUGGACACCGCUCUUCCCAGGGACUGGAAGACGCUAGCAUCAGGUCCAGAAAUGCCCUUGGUGUGUUUGACAGACUUCCAGGCUUAUGCCCAGGAGCAUCUGUCUAAGUCAACUUGGGAUUUUAUUGAAGGAGGAGCUGAUGAAUGCUUCACCCGGGAUGAUAACAUCGCAGCAUUUAAAAAAAUCCGCCUCCGUCCCCGGUAUCUGAGAGAUGUGCGAGAGGUGGACACCCGGACCACAAUCCAAGGGGAAGAGAUCACGGUCCCCAUUUGCAUUGCGCCCACGGGUUUCCACUGCCUUGUCUGGCCAGAUGGAGAAAUGAGCACAGCCAGAGCUGCCCAAGCAGCCGGGAUCUGCUACAUCACCAGCACCUAUGCCAGCUGUACCCUCGAAGACAUUGUUGCUACUGCCCCCAGGGGCCUCAAGUGGUUCCAACUCUAUGUGCAGUCAGACCGACAGCUCAACAAACAGGUGGUCCAGAAGGCUGAAUCCCUGGGUUUCAAAGCUCUGGUCAUCACUGUGGAUACACCCAAAAUUGGCAACCGGCGAUGUGACUUUCGAAACAAACUGGACUUACAGAUGAACUUGUUGCUGAAAGACCUUCGCUCGCCUAAAGAGAGAAAUUCAAUGCCUUAUUUCCAGAUGUGCCCCAUUGACUCAUCCUUCUGCUGGAAUGAUCUCUCCUGGCUUCAGAGCAUAACUCGAUUGCCCAUCAUCCUUAAAGGGAUCUUGACAAAAGAGGAUGCAGAGUUAGCCGUGAAACACAAUGUCCAUGGCAUCAUUGUUUCCAACCACGGUGGGAGGCAACUUGAUGACGUUCCCGCUUCUAUUGAUGCCUUGACAGAAGUGGUGGCUGCUGUGAAAGGGAAAAUGGAAGUGUACCUUGAUGGUGGGAUCCGAACUGGCAACGAUGUGCUCAAGGCUCUGGCCCUCGGGGCUAAAUGUGUGUUUCUGGGGAGACCAAUCCUGUGGGGUCUUGCCUAUAAGGGUGAACAUGGCGUUGAGGAAGUUUUGAACCUUAUAAAAAAUGAAUUCCACACUUCCAUGACCCUCACAGGUUGCCGGUCAGUUGCUGAGAUCCAUCAGGACCUGGUCCAGUUCUCCAGGUUGUAAAGAAAAAGAGCUAGUGACCAGACUACUGAGGUUGCCACAGAGGGAAGACAAACUUAUAGCAUGGUGUGUGAUGCCUUCCUGCCUUGACCCCAUCCUAUCCAGAGGCUCAUCCCCUGCAUCUUCGAUCAUUCUACUCCUUGUGCUUCAGGCCCUCCAAUCCCCCCCUCUUCCUCAAAUGUGACAUGCUCUUUUUUGCCUCACUGCCUGUUAUAUGCUCUUGCUUAAAAUCCUCCUUUGAAAGAAAAAAUGUUAAAAACGUGAAUCAACAAUGACUGAAAUAGCUAGUGGAUUAAUUUUUUUGCAUAUCCUAUGUACCUCUAUGAACCAACUUUGGGAAUUUACACUCUGCACAGAAGAGCUAUAUGUAUAAAAUAUUCUCCCACCAAAAUAAUACUCCUCUGUAGAUAACAGGGAAAUAAUAUAGUUAAAAACAUGGACUUUGGAGUCGUAUACAUAUCUCUAUGAAAUAACUAUGGGAAUUUGUACUCUCAACAGAAGAGCUAUCCAUAUAAGAUAUUCCUCAACAAAAAUCAUACUCUAGAGCUAUCAAACAGGGCAAGACAGACCAACCAGAUGAAGGAAGGAAAGUAAAUCAAGUGUACUACAUGAGACCCAGAAACCAAUCUGAUGAGAGUCAAGUAAGUACAGGAACGCUUAGAAGAGUGGUAGAUACUUUACAGAAUCGUGGUCUUUGAAAAGAGGCUUAGGACACUGAUUUAGACGUCAUUAAUGGGUCGAUAAAAGGAAAAGGGUAACUGACUGGGAUCCUUGUGUUAGACCCAAACUUUUUAUUCAGUACAAAGUUCAAAUUGGUUCCUGCACUGAUGUGUUGAUGGUCAGUUUGAGGCCAAGGAGGGGCCUUAACUUGGCAGCAAGGAUGGGGUGCUUGUGCUGAAAAUUGAGGGACACAGUAAGGAAGUGCCAUGUCUGGGGGCAACUGCCUAGCUAAUACAGCAGUCACAGUUGCACUAUGGGACAGGAGGCCUACAUGACCACGGGUCUGGAGAUGACCCUCAUCACACUGAUCGGAGUGGCAAUGUGUGCCUUGAAAAAGAUGGAAGUUUCACAAGACCAAAAAGGGAUACCGGGCAGGUAUGAUCCUGGUAUAGCUUAACUCAUUUACUAUUACUAUUGGUCUUGGGAAACUUUUUUACUUUAGUUCACAGACCCAAGGCCAGAGACAUGAAAGAACAGAGGAGCAAACAAAAGCCUAAAAUAUUUGUGUUCAUGACUUAUGAUGCUACAGGAUCUUCUGACCUAAUGUCUUUCUGUGUAGUGCCCCUCCAAGAGAAGUAGCAAAAAGAAAGUUUUGGCACAAGAGAUUUGGAGACUGGAAACAAAUUAAAAUAGACCAUACUAGUCCUUCGCCAGCAAAUGAGAGCGAUCUUUAUUUCAAUCAUAUUAUAUAAUCCUACUGGAUAGAUGUAGGCUUUUUCAAUAAAGUACCAAAGAGCUAAAC